Magnusiomyces paraingens is the source of this 1455-nucleotide messenger RNA. RefSeq lists its product as uncharacterized. Gene Ontology annotation, biological process: cell wall mannoprotein biosynthetic process; protein O-linked glycosylation; protein N-linked glycosylation. Gene Ontology annotation, cellular component: Golgi apparatus; membrane. The record is from RefSeq and is a predicted model, not a curated record. The transcript has a single exon. Gene Ontology annotation, molecular function: alpha-1,2-mannosyltransferase activity. NCBI's taxonomy places the organism in Eukaryota, Fungi, Ascomycota, Dipodascomycetes, Dipodascales, Dipodascaceae. The coding region runs from base 1 to 1455 and encodes 484 amino acids.
AUGAAGUUCAAAAAACGCUUACUAGUCUUGUUAACUACUAUAACUGGGAUAGUUUCACUAUGCGUCUUCGUCACUCUCAUGCUAACCCCACCCGAUUUCCAAAAAACUUGGGAAAACUUCCAGUCAAUAACUCAAGAGAAAUGGCAAGAUGGUGUUGCAAUGGGGUCCACGUUAAACUCUUGGCUCUAUGAAUCAACCAAUGGUCAUUGGCCAUUAAAUCAAGAUGGAGACUCACAAGAUCCCUCAUUCUUACUACCUGGCUCCAAACUGGAUUUGGUCCAAUACUAUCACCUCAAUGUCUCACUUCCAGAUGGAUCGUUUCAACUACAAUCACCGUUAUCUAAAAAACAAAUCGACUCAAUUAAUGAUUCUAAAAAACUCCCCUGGGAAAAAUCUGACCUUAGUCCCUCUAAAAAUCCUUGGUCUGAAAAUACAAACGAACCAGAAUCAAUAGUCCCUCUGGUACGACCAUCAAAGAAAUCCCCAACAAGAAAGGCCCGUGCCGCUUUUAUAUCCCUUGUUAGAAAUGAGGAACUAAAAGGCAUUAUCCAAUCCAUGAAAGAACUUGAAGAAAAAUUCAACUCCAAAUUUAACUACCCUUGGAUCUUUUUUAACGAUAAAGAAUUCACCAAGGAUUUUAAAGAAAUGACACAAGCUGCCACUAAAGCAAAGUGCCAAUACGUCACCCUAGACCCUAAAGAUUGGCUGGAGCCAGACUGGAUCGAUACUGAAAAGGCUCUUAGACUCAAUAACAAAAUGUCAUCCAAAAACCACGUCCAAUACGCCGCAAUGGCGUCGUACCACCGCAUGUGCAGAUGGAACUCAGGCCCAUUUUACACAAACCCUGCCCUUAAAGAUUAUGACUACUACUGGCGUGUCGAGCCAAAUGUUCACUACUACUGCUCCAUCGAUUAUGAUGUUUUUGCAUACAUGCAAGAUAACAACAAGGACUACGGGUUCACCGUUAAUGUUUAUGAUUCCCCCCACACAAUCAAAAGCCUGUGGCCUACAACCGUUUCCUUCUUUAAACAACACCCAGAAUACAUGCACCCCAACAGCUCAAGACAAUGGCUAUUGCAAAAAUCUCGCAAAGAUCACAAUGACUAUACAGGUGGCUACUCCACAUGCCACUUUUGGUCAAAUUUCGAAAUUGGCCGCUUGGAUUUCUUCCGAUCAAAACAAUACCAAGAGUAUUUCAACUACCUGGACUCUGAAGGUGGAUUCUUUUACGAACGAUGGGGUGAUGCUCCAGUUCAUUCAAUCGCAUUGGGUCUUAUGACUGAUAAAUCACGAAUCCAUUGGUUCAAAGAUAUCGGCUAUAACCAUCUGCCAUAUUCAAACUGCCCAAAAUCUAAAAAAUGUAAGGGAUGUGUUGCGGGUAAAUUCUCUCCUUGGAGUGACUUGGAUACUGAAAAUUGUAUUCAAGAAUGGUUUAAAGUCGCAGGUACCGGCUGA